AUGUAUUUCUCCAAGGCUCUCCUCGCUUCCACCCUCGCUCUCGCAGCCACCGCUGCCCCUGCUCCCUCGAGCACCACCAGCUCCGCCCCCAGCAGCUCCAGCUCCGGCUCUUCUGGCGGCGGCGGCGGCGGCGGCGUCACCAUCAUCAACAACCUCUCCGAGGAGGUGCAGAUCCAAAACACUGCCUCCACAACGGGCAACGGCGGAUCGAAGAGCCUCAGCUCGGGUGGUGACAGCACAACCGAGACGAUGCAGACCACCUCCGACGGCAGCGGCAUUUCCAUCAAGAUGUCCACCGGCGGGUCCGAGAAGUCGGUCCUCCAGUUCGAGUACACCAGCGAAGGCGACAAGGUCUUCUGGGACUUCUCCAGCAUCGACCUCGACGAGAACUCGGCCUUCAUCAAGGGCGGCUUCUCCGCCCAGCCUGACGGCGGCGGCUGCUCCGGUAUCUCCUGCGAGGCCGGUGACACCAACUGUUCCCAGUCGUACCAGAACCCGGACGACAAGAACACCAACUCUUGCCCCGGUGGCACCUCUUUCACUGUUACCUUGGGUUAA
Aspergillus puulaauensis is the source of this 558-nucleotide messenger RNA. RefSeq lists its product as uncharacterized. Bases 1 to 558 code for a protein of 185 amino acids. The transcript has a single exon. NCBI's taxonomy places the organism in Eukaryota, Fungi, Ascomycota, Eurotiomycetes, Eurotiales, Aspergillaceae. The record is from RefSeq and is a predicted model, not a curated record.